AUGACUUCGCCAUUUUUAUUUGUGAUCAGUUUCCUUCUCGGACAAAAUGGAUGUACUACACCGGUGCAACAUUCAAACCUGAAUAAUCCUGAUCAUGUUUUGUCUAUUACUAAGUUACCGUCAAUUCUAAACAAGAGUCGAGCGAUUGUUAAUCGAUUUCAAUGUCCUAUUGGAUGGCAACGAUUCGGUGGUUCAUGUCAUCAUUUGUCCAAUGUUUCAUCAACAGUCAGCAUAGCCAAUGAUAUAUGCAAUACAAAUAUUUUUAAUGGAUCUCAACUAAUGUAUAUUAAGCAUAUGGAUGAAUUUAACUAUGUCGCUCAUAUUCUGAUUAAAAAUAAUCUUUCGGAGUUGCUCAUUCAAAUUGAUUCGCGCCUCUCUAUAGAUAGGAAACUCGGCGCUGAGUUCGUCUUAUCGGAUCUAAGUGAAUGGAAGAAAGCAGAUGAUAAAUUUCAACAGGUUCGUGAUAUAUAUCACAAUCGAAAGAUGAAAAAAUCUAGGCGAUUUCGACUUGAAAACUACUCAAAGCAGGACAAUUCAGUUAGUCCAAUCGAUGAUACACAAACUGAAACACUAAUAACAAGUACUCAAUCAACAACAUCCACUUUUCCUACUGAUUCAGAAGGAUUCGAUGUUAUUCGUCAAGCCUGUGAUAAGCUAAUAUGGAAUGCUCUAGACUAUGAUUCGAAAAUAUUUACAUUAGUUGUCUAUAUGGUAUCAGGUGAAAAAUAUUGUGCAAUCAAUGAUAUCAAUCCAGAGAUAAGCUAUAAUUACAUAUGUCAAUACGUGCUCGAUUUUUGCUUCAACAAUAAGGAAUGCGGCAAAAACGGACGUUGUGUGAACAAUUUAGCUGGUUUUAGAUGUUCAUGUUAUUUUUGGUCGGAUGGUCAAUUUUGCAGAAAAGUUUCGUGGAAAUUUAUACAAAUGUUAGUUGGUCUUGGAAUGAUGAUUCUUUUCUUGGUUUUUACAAUAUCACCUCUGCAAAAGUGUCAGCAGCAACUGAUGCGUAGAAUUAUCAAAUAUUUUGACAAACAACCAACAAUGUCGGUUUCUACACAAAGGAGUACAAAUUCCACAGUGGAUGAUAUGAAUCAGGAAUCAAUAUCGGAAAGUGAAGAAAAAGAGAACAAUUACAUUCGUUGGGUGUGGAUGUCUGCAUUAAUGCUCGCUCUUUUCACAUGUUUAUGUCUUAUUCCAAUCAUCUCUCAUUGGAAAUCUGUUCAAUUUGAAAAGAUGGAUCCAUCAGAUGUCACAGAGACAAUUGAUCGCACGAUACAAUUAAUGACUCAAUGCGAACACAAGUCUAUUUGGCGAAUAGAUAGUCGCAUAUUUCUUGUCAUCUCAAUCAUGGUUUGUUUGCUCUUUUUCAUAUUAAUUUGGAUAAAUACAACUUGUGUAACUGCUGAUUCCAAUCAACUGGGAGGAUGUGUGUCACCGAUUGAACCAUUUACAACAGUCAAUCGUCAUGAAACUGCUGCACUUUUUGGUAUAGUGAUGAUAGAGGUGCUUAUGACACUUGAAUACUAUAUUAUUGAUUUGAGCGAACUAUGGAAUCGAGGUGUACUAGAGCAGCUUCGUGAGCGUGCUCUCAUUCCACUUCUGUAUAGCAUUCGUUACUACCCAAUAUUUAUCUCGUUACACCAACGAAACAUAUGGGUUCGCUUUUUUGCCUGUAUCUACACUUUGGGAAACAUUGGAUAUAUUGUUAUUCGUCGAAGUUCAUGUAUGGAUUUUUUGCCCUUUUCCAAAGGAUUAUCGACACUUGAGCAGGUGCAACGUCACGUGGAGCUGGGUGCUUGGACGGUUAUAUAUGGAUUGAUCAAAAACAUACCACAGUUUAUUUUACUUUCCUACAUCGGUGCAGAACUUACCAUUCGUUUCAUUUGUUCCAUCAUAUUACUGUGCAGAAAAAAACGAAGAAUCGCAACGGAAGCACCGACUACUCCAGACGAUGGAUUUCGUUUUCAUCAGUCUACGAGUUUGGCUGACCAUCCCCCAAACCAUAACGGUUUCUGUUCAUCAGUUCGAAAGUUUGUUGAUGAUUACAUUUAUUCCUGGGAGAAAGAUUUUCGAUUUUCCACGAUGGCUAUAUGUGCCUACAUCAUCUCUUUCAUCUCGCUGUAUUAUCUCACAUGUGUCUUCGCCUUUCAAUCUAUUGUAGGCACUAGUUCUAUAUCCAUUCUGAAGUUUUGUUUGCAACAGAUUUUGAGUAUAAGUGAACUUAAUCAUUCGAUCGAUCUGGAAAUCUUGUUGGAUGAAAUCGGUGACUGGUCAUUCGACAAAGAAAUUCUUUUAAGUGCUUUUCUUACAAUGAAUUUCUUUGCCUAUCAAAUAUUAAAUGGAAUGAAGACAUACAAGAUACAUACGAAAGAUUUGGAAAAAAAUAACUAUAAGGAUAUACCACAGGAAGAAAAUUCAGAAAUUCACUCAAGAGCCUCCGAAUCAGUGAAAUAUCUGUCUUCAAUUUUUCUGAAUAUCGUCGGUGGAUUUUUUAUUUGGUUCCAUUUGAUCUUAUUCGUGAUGAUGAUUCUCAGUCUGACGACUUUUCAUCCACUUAAACUACAAAUCGAUCUAAUUCACCCGAUACUUUCAUUAUUUUCAAUAAUUGCAUCAUUCGCGGUCUUAUUUGGAUUGAAAAAGUGUCUUACGAGUUGGCUCAGCAUUUUUACUUCAUUUGAACAAUCUGAAAAUCAUGAAAUCAAGUUUAGCAAGCCAUUCUAUACUAUCCUGGCAUACUUAACCUUCGUAUUCAGUUGUCAUAUUGCCGUGGUCUACUGUGUUUUUCGUCUGGUCUAUGGAAUUGCUCUCAAUUUACUGCUGAUGCCUCGAAUUGAUUACAGCUAUUUGGGACGAAAAUGGGAAAAACAUGAUCGUGGGUAUAUGACUUAUGUGUCGCAUCUACGUAUGGAAAAAGCUCAUAGAAAACCAGUGAAACCCGUAUCCAUAGUCAAUCCAGUUAACAAUGUGGUUGCAGCGCAAGAAGUACCGAUACCGGUUGCACAAAACACUCCGGUCCCACCGACACGCUCACGAACCAUAAGCGACUCAGAGAUUACUCACGAAAAAGAAGAAGAAGUUGUUGAUGACAAAUAUUAUGAUACAGCGUCGGAUGUACAGCCGGAGGAGAACGAUGAUACACAAUCAUCUAUCUCUGGAAAUUGGUUACGACGACAUAUUGAGGUGACAGAUCAAGAUAACGAACUGCUAUUAACGGGCACUGCGUCUCUGACGACCGAAAGUUCUAGAAUUUCAAAACUAUUAGAUUCAAGAGACAGACCUGAUCAAAUCUUCACACCAAAACCAGGUCAUCCUCAAUAUAUUUCUGCACGUAGUAAUCAGCGCCGAUCUGAGCAGCGCCCGUUUAUCGACUCAACAUCAGUAAACAGUUCCGAUGAAGAGGAUAACCCACCAGAUCUUCCCGCAAAAGCUUACAGAAUGAAACCAAUCGAGUCACACAUUUCUCACGACGAUUAG
This is a messenger RNA of Adineta ricciae, 3471 nucleotides long. The record is from the annotation of a GenBank genome assembly. NCBI's taxonomy places the organism in Eukaryota, Metazoa, Rotifera, Eurotatoria, Adinetida, Adinetidae.